Molecule: messenger RNA, 525 nt
Organism: Prorocentrum cordatum
Lineage: Eukaryota; Dinophyceae; Prorocentrales; Prorocentraceae
Source: the annotation of a GenBank genome assembly
GGCAAGAAGCUCGUCCUCCGGAACACCAACAGCAGCUCUGGCAGCGACGACCUCGGCGGCCACCGCGUGGAGAGGCUGUCGAGGGAGGAGGAGUACGCGCUGAAGAUCAUGCGGGAGGAGACCGAGAAGAAGGAGCGGGCGGCGCGCGACAUGUUCUCCCACGCCGAGCGGAGCAGGCAGUCCGUGUUCUUCGCCAACAACGAAGGCGUAGUAAACGAGUGGAGGCGCGCCGCCUUCAAGAUCGUCGCGAAUCCCAAGUUCGACUUCGCGCUCGGCAUCAUCAUAGUAUCCAACGCCGUCACGAUUGGCCUGGAGAGCACCUUCAGCCGAAGAGGCGAGCCCCUCCCGCUCUGGCUCCACCUCUGCGAGUACAGCGUCCUCGUCAUAUACAUCUGCGAGCUGGUCUUCCGCCUGUACGCCCUCGGGCCGUCGGAGGCGUUCAAGAGCAACUGGAUUCGCUUCGACGCCGUGCUAGUCGCUUCAGGUGUCAUGAACUUGCUCAUCCACCUGUCAGCGGCGCAGGGG